Messenger RNA from Homo sapiens (human), 4239 nucleotides. RefSeq names its product sphingomyelin phosphodiesterase 4 (gene SMPD4). Bases 104 to 3076 code for a protein of 990 amino acids. The record is from RefSeq and is a predicted model, not a curated record. NCBI's taxonomy places the organism in Eukaryota, Metazoa, Chordata, Mammalia, Primates, Hominidae. The transcript is spliced from 20 exons. Gene Ontology annotation, molecular function: sphingomyelin phosphodiesterase D activity; sphingomyelin phosphodiesterase activity. Gene Ontology annotation, cellular component: Golgi membrane; sarcolemma; endoplasmic reticulum membrane.
CGGCCGGCCUUCGCUUUGCGCACGCGCCUUUUGAGGUAACGGCCCAAAGAGGUGGAAGCGCUUUUCCCGCCCGGCCGCGGGGCGUGGCUCUGCGCGCAGCUUGAUGACGACUUUCGGCGCCGUGGCGGAAUGGCGGCUUCCAUCUCUGAGGCGAGCGACGCUAUGGAUCCCACAGGUGAGUGGCGCGGGAUGCGCGCCUGAGACGGUCCGGCGCCCUGGGGGCUUCCCCGAGCCCCUGCGGAGGCCAUCUCCGUUCCUCCGCGAGCCCCAGGACUCGGGCCGGCCAGCCGGCUCUGCCCAGGCAGGGCAGGCUGGGGAGUGGAGGGCCCCGGUUGAGUCUUCUGCCACCCCUCUGGGCCAUGCCUUUGUGCCACCUUCCCGCGCGGCUCGUACACUCUGUCCCGGUCCGUGGUUUGCUAAGAAGGCCAUUUUCAACUCUCCACUGGAGGCUGCUAUGGCGUUCCCUCACCUGCAGCAGCCCAGCUUUCUACUGGCUAGCCUGAAAGCUGACUCUAUAAAUAAGCCCUUUGCACAGCAGUGCCAAGACUUGGUUAAAGUCAUUGAGGACUUUCCAGCAAAGGAGCUGCACACCAUCUUCCCAUGGCUGGUAGAAAGCAUUUUUGGCAGCCUAGAUGGUGUCCUCGUUGGCUGGAACCUCCGCUGCUUACAGGGGCGCGUGAAUCCUGUGGAGUACAGCAUCGUGAUGGAAUUUCUCGACCCUGGUGGCCCAAUGAUGAAGUUGGUUUAUAAGCUUCAAGCUGAAGACUAUAAGUUCGACUUUCCUGUCUCCUACUUGCCUGGUCCUGUGAAGGCGUCCAUCCAGGAGUGCAUCCUCCCUGACAGUCCUCUGUACCACAACAAGGUCCAGUUCACCCCUACUGGGGGCCUUGGUCUGAACUUGGCCCUGAAUCCGUUCGAGUAUUACAUAUUCUUCUUUGCCUUGAGCCUCAUCACUCAGAAGCCACUUCCUGUGUCCCUCCACGUCCGUACUUCAGACUGUGCCUAUUUCAUCCUGGUGGACAGGUACCUGUCAUGGUUCCUGCCCACCGAAGGCAGUGUGCCCCCACCACUCUCCUCCAGCCCAGGGGGGACCAGCCCCUCACCACCUCCCAGGACACCAGCCAUACCCUUUGCUUCCUAUGGCCUCCACCACACUAGCCUCCUAAAGCGACACAUCUCUCAUCAGACGUCUGUGAAUGCAGACCCCGCCUCCCACGAGAUCUGGAGGUCAGAAACUCUGCUCCAGGUUUUUGUUGAAAUGUGGCUUCAUCACUAUUCCUUGGAGAUGUAUCAAAAAAUGCAGUCCCCUCAUGCCAAGCUGGAGGUUCUGCACUACCGACUCAGUGUCUCCAGCGCCCUCUACAGCCCCGCCCAACCCAGCCUCCAGGCCCUCCACGCCUACCAAGAGUCGUUCACGCCUACUGAGGAGCAUGUGUUGGUGGUGCGCCUGCUGCUGAAGCACCUGCACGCCUUUGCCAACAGCCUGAAGCCAGAGCAGGCCUCACCCUCCGCCCACUCCCACGCCACCAGCCCCCUGGAGGAGUUCAAACGAAUGGGGCUGAACCUCCCGGAGGUGCCCAGUGCUCUCCCCCGGCGGAGCCAACCCUCACUGAUGGGAGCCCUGGGGUCAUCUGUGAGCAGGGCCUCCUUACUGGGCAAGCAGCAGGUGACCCUCCCCAUCCCCUGCAGGGCUGCUGUCCCGAGGUUCGUCCAGCAGAAACUCUACCUCUUCUUGCAGCAUUGCUUUGGCCACUGGCCCCUGGACGCAUCGUUCAGAGCUGUCCUGGAGAUGUGGCUGAGCUACCUGCAGCCGUGGCGGUACGCGCCUGACAAGCAGGCUCCGGGCAGCGACUCCCAGCCCCGGUGUGUGUCGGAGAAAUGGGCACCCUUUGUCCAGGAGAACCUGCUGAUGUACACCAAGUUGUUUGUGGGCUUUCUGAACCGCGCGCUCCGCACAGACCUGGUCAGCCCCAAGCACGCGCUCAUGGUGUUCCGAGUGGCCAAAGUCUUUGCCCAGCCCAACCUGGCUGAGAUGAUUCAGAAAGGUGAGCAGCUAUUCCUGGAGCCAGAGCUGGUCAUCCCCCACCGCCAGCACCGACUCUUCACGGCCCCCACAUUCACUGGGAGCUUCCUGUCACCCUGGCCACCAGCGGUCACUGAUGCCUCCUUCAAGGUGAAGAGCCACGUCUACAGCCUGGAGGGCCAGGACUGCAAGUACACCCCGAUGUUUGGGCCCGAGGCCCGCACCCUGGUCCUGCGCCUCGCUCAGCUCAUCACACAGGCCAAACACACAGCCAAGUCCAUCUCCGACCAGUGUGCGGAGAGCCCGGCUGGCCACUCCUUCCUCUCAUGGCUGGGCUUUAGCUCCAUGGACACCAAUGGCUCCUACACAGCCAACGACCUGGACGAGAUGGGGCAAGACAGUGUCCGGAAGACAGAUGAAUACCUGGAGAAGGCCCUGGAGUACCUGCGCCAGAUAUUCCGGCUCAGCGAAGCGCAGCUCAGGCAGUUCACACUCGCCUUGGGCACCACCCAGGAUGAGAAUGGAAAAAAGCAACUCCCCGACUGCAUCGUGGGUGAGGACGGACUCAUCCUUACGCCCCUGGGGCGGUACCAGAUCAUCAAUGGGCUGCGAAGGUUUGAAAUUGAGUACCAGGGGGACCCGGAGCUGCAGCCCAUCCGGAGCUAUGAGAUCGCCAGCUUGGUCCGCACACUCUUUAGGCUGUCGUCUGCCAUCAACCACAGAUUUGCAGGACAGAUGGCGGCUCUGUGUUCCCGGGAUGACUUCCUCGGCAGCUUCUGUCGCUACCACCUCACAGAACCUGGGCUGGCCAGCAGGCACCUGCUGAGCCCUGUGGGGCGGAGGCAGGUGGCCGGCCACACCCGCGGCCCCAGGCUCAGCCUGCGCUUCCUGGGCAGUUACCGGACGCUGGUCUCGCUGCUGCUGGCCUUCUUCGUGGCCUCUCUGUUCUGCGUCGGGCCCCUCCCAUGCACGCUGCUGCUCACCCUGGGCUAUGUCCUCUACGCCUCUGCCAUGACACUGCUGACCGAGCGGGGGAAGCUGCACCAGCCCUGAAGGUGUCAGCUGCCUUCAGAGCAGGCUGGAGGGAUUUGCCACACAGCCCCACCCUUGGGCUGAGAGGACCUGGGAAGCCCCUCCAGGAGGGAACACGGUCAUCCUCGGGCUUCUGGAGCGGGGUUCCUGCAGCCGCAGAGGCAUCUGGAGGAAACGCAACCAAGAAAGGAAGGCAGGUGGGCCCCAGCAAAGGAGUAGCUGCCAGGGCUCAACAGCUACGCUCUGUGACAGCGCAGAGCUCAGCGGCGGCCUUUCCCUCCCUCCGCCAAGGACUCACGGCCAAGCCAGCUCUCGGGGCCUUUUUUCCACUGCCCAUUUGGCUACUCUGCUGCACCAAGCUUGGGAGCCAGCCUGCCAACAGCCACCUGGGCCUGGCCUCCCCACUGGCUGGCCUUGAGGUUGGCAGAGUGGGUUGUGGCGCUUCCUCUCUCUGUGUGGGACCAGGACAGUGGCUUAAGUCUCCACUCCAGGAAAGAAUCAAAGUUUCUAGAGUUGUGAGAAAACCAGAGAGUGGCUGUCCUGAUUCUUCACUGUGAGGGGCGUUCUUCAUGUUCUCCCAGCUGUUCCAAGACUGGGCCGUAGAAUUCCAUGUUUCAGGAGCCUAAGACCCUCCCAGAGCCCAGGGGCUUCACCGCAGACCCCAAGCCAUUGAGCACAUCACCCAAAGCAGUGGCCAACAUCGCGGACCCCUGUGCCUUGUCACAGAUGGGUGCUGGUCCUCAGGCGUUGGGGACACUGCUGGGUCGAUGGGGUCGGAUUCUGCCAGUUUCUGCUCUGCAGCCAAAGAUGGUCAGAAGCAUUGUCACUUCAGUAACAUCAAGUGCUCAAAGACAUGGCAACCGUUCAGUGGUACUUAAGUAUUCAAAAUAUACAACUACAGAUUCUCUGACAGAAACCAGCACGGGGUCUUCACCUUCAUUCACCCCACAGGCGACAUGCGAGGGAGAACAGCAUCUCAGUGGUGAUUUCCAAACCAAGCCUUUGUUUUCGGUGUGGGGUUUUGGGGGUUUGCUUUAAUGUUUUUGAAAUUGUAAAUGUUGGGCUUUGUAUUUUGAUGUAAACUGAGCAUAAUGGCAUUUUAGGGCCUGUGACCAAAAAUGAAGCUUGUAACGACCAUGGAUCUGAAUAAACAUGUCCUUGCUUCUGAGUCUUCUGGCACCUGG